Molecule: messenger RNA, 1464 nt
Organism: Patella vulgata (common limpet)
Lineage: Eukaryota; Metazoa; Mollusca; Gastropoda; Patellidae
Product: DNA repair protein RAD51 homolog 2
Exons: 10
Coding region: 91-1212 (373 amino acids)
Biological process (GO): double-strand break repair via homologous recombination
Cellular component (GO): Rad51B-Rad51C-Rad51D-XRCC2 complex
Molecular function (GO): ATP-dependent DNA damage sensor activity; DNA binding; ATP hydrolysis activity
Source: RefSeq, a predicted model, not a curated record
GUCAAUAUGGCGGGAGUGAAAAGUUUCUUGAAAGUGAAAGUGGUGUUCUUGUAUUUAAAAUAGUCAGUAUGUUUCUAAAGUUAUGUAGUCAUGUCGUGCCGAAAGUUAAAACGAACAGGACUGUCAUCAAACAUCUUAGAGAAACUGAUAAGACACAAUAUAUUGACGUGUAAAGAUUUAUUGUCUUGUAGUCAACUAGAAGUGAUAAAGAUAUUGUCGUCUGGUCCUACUACAGCUGAUGAUGUUUUUAAAAAAUGCAGCCAGUCUUGUUCACCUAGGCCUAUUACUGCCUAUGAUUUAUGGAAGAAACGUUGUGAGUCUAAUCAUGGAUUUUUUGCGACAUCAUUAAAAGAUCUCGAUGUCGUUUUACAUGGCGGUCUACCGGUUGGUACGGUUAGUGAAAUUGCAGGUCCUUCGGGAUGUGGUAAAACACAGUUCUCUAUCAUGUUGAGUCUGCUGGUUACCAUGCCAACAUCACAUGGUGGGUUGGAUGGUGCUGUCUUGUAUAUUGAUACAGAAGGGGCAUUCAGCGCUGAAAGACUUGUUGAGAUGGCCACCAAUAAAUUUCCAGAUUAUUUUCAUAAUAAAUCCACGAAUAUGUCCAAAUUAACAGACCGAGUUCACGUGAAUGUUAUUCAGACCUGUAAGCAUUUGUUAGAAAGAUUAAAGAAUCUAGAAGAAGAUAUUAUAUCCAAGAAAAUCAAACUGAUUGUCAUCGACUCCAUCGCUUCAUUGGUAAGGAAAGAAUUCAGCACCACCUUAGGUAGAAACCUGACGGAUAGAACCAAUUUACUCGUACAGGAGGCAGCCAUCUUGAAAUAUCUCGCAGAAGUCUUCUCAAUACCUAUCGUUGUAACCAAUCAAAUAACUACUAGAUUUGGAAAUGAUAAUAUACAAGAUGAACAAGCUAGUUCGUCAGGUUUGGAAGGUGAGAGUGGGUAUGUAACUGCUGCAUUGGGUAAUACGUGGAGUCACAGUGUUAAUACCAGACUGCUACUACAAUAUCUAACACCUGUAACAAGACAGGUGAUGGUAGCUAAAUCACCUGUAGCACCAUUUACAACAUUUACCUAUACUAUAGAAUCAGCAGGUGUUAUACAACAAGAUGAUGGAGCUGGUCACUAUGAUGGCACUGAUCCUGGUAAACAACAGAUUAAAGUCCGAUCAGCUUUACCAUUUCAAAUAUCACAGUCAUCAUCUCUGUUGUCAUAGUGUCAGGAACUGUUGUGAUGGUACCUGGAACUAUUGUCAUUGUGUCGGGACCUGUUAUCAUGGAACCAUGAACUGUUGUCAAAGUGUAAAGAACUUGUUUCAUGGUACCAGAAGCUGUUGUCAUGGUAACAGAAGCAGUUGUCAUGGUACAAGGAACUGUUGUCAUAGUAACAGAAGCUGUUGGAUGAAAGAGGUAUACAAUAAAACAAACUUAAUUUAUCAAUCAAAAUAAAAUAAUAAAACAAAACAAAA